This is a messenger RNA of Prunus armeniaca (apricot), 285 nucleotides long. The record is from the annotation of a GenBank genome assembly. NCBI's taxonomy places the organism in Eukaryota, Viridiplantae, Streptophyta, Magnoliopsida, Rosales, Rosaceae.
AUGGUUGGUCCUUCUGAAGUAGCAGGAGGCCUUGAGACUCAAAGCAGUGGAAUAAAAGCAGAGGGACCUCAGCUGUUGGUUGAGAGGUUUAAAUGGGGAGGUGGAUCUCAUUUUAGUUGUGGCCUAUUAAAUGGUCACAAUUUUUGGUCAGUCAGUGAUGACGCAGUUGAAGUGGUUGUUGUUGUUGGUGGUGUGCUUAAGAUCAGUUUGGUUUUGGUCUUGGCUGCAUUCAAUCAAAAGGUUGAUGGUUUGGUUAUGUCUGGUCGCUGGUGCUUUGAGCCUUGA